Molecule: messenger RNA, 1974 nt
Organism: Helianthus annuus (common sunflower)
Lineage: Eukaryota; Viridiplantae; Streptophyta; Magnoliopsida; Asterales; Asteraceae
Product: putative disease resistance RPP13-like protein 1
Exons: 1
Coding region: 1-1974 (657 amino acids)
Source: RefSeq, a predicted model, not a curated record
AUGAAGAUAGGUACCGAACAUUUGGCAAAGUAUCGCCAUAUGUCAUUUUCUCGCGAGAGGUAUGUAGGUUACCAUAAGUUUGAGGCAUUCAAAGGAGCCAAAAGCUUGAGAACACUUUUAGCGGUAUCUAUUGAUGUGGAUCAUGGUUGGAUCUACUUUUUCUUAUCUAAUAAGAUUCUGGUUGACUUACUUCCUAGCUUAACAUUAUUAAGGGUUCUUUCUUUGAGUCAUUUUCAAAUAACUGAGGUACCAGAGUUCAUCGGUAGUUUGAAGCACUUACGGUAUCUUAAUUUAGCUAAAACUAAGAUAAAAGAGUUACCGGAGAAUGUUAGCAAUCUUUAUAAUUUACAGACAUUGAUUGUUUUUGGUUGUGAAAAGUUGACCAAGUUGCCUGAAAGCUUCUCGAAGCUUAAAAAGUUGCGACAUUUUGAUAUAAGGGAUACUCCGCUUUUGGAGAAGCUGCCAUUCGGGAUUGGUGAGUUGGAAAGCCUACAGACUCUCACCAAGAUCAUCAUUGAAAGAGAUGAUGGCUUUGCAAUAAAUGAGCUCAAGGGAUUAACAAAUCUCCGUGGAGAAGUUUCCAUUGAGGGAUUGCACAAAGUGCAAAGCGCAAAGCAUGCACGGGAGGCGAACUUAUCUCUAAAAAAGAUUACUGGAUUAGAGCUGCAAUGGGUUGAUGUGUUUGAUGGCUCACGAACGGAUACACUUGAAGAGGAAGUUCUCAAUGAGCUGAAACCUAAUAGUGAUACGUUGAAAACGCUUUCAGUCGUGUCAUACGGGGGAACACAAAUUUCAAAUUGGGUUGGUGAUCGCUCUUUCCAUGAGUUGGUUAAUGUGUCAAUACGUGGUUGUAAAAAAUGCACAUCUCUACCCCCAUUUGGGUUGCUCCCUUCACUUAAGAGGUUGCAGAUUCAAGGCAUGGAUGAGGUUAAAAUCAUAGGUUUGGAGUUAACCGGAAAUGAUGUUAACGCCUUCCGUUCACUUGAAGUUCUAAGAUUUGAAGAUAUGUCUGGAUGGCAGGGGUGGUCAACUAUAAAUGAGGGUUCAGCAACAGUGUUUCCAUGCCUUAAAGAGCUUUAUGUAAGGAAUUGUCCACAAUUGAUUAAUGUCUCACUUCAAGCACUGCCUUCACUCAAGGUUCUUAAAAUUGACAGAUGUGGUGAUGGUGUGUUGAGAAGUCUGGUUCAGGUAGCUUCUUCAGUCACUAAAUUGAAAAUAAGUUAUGUAUCAGGGCUUACAAAUGAGGUGUGGAGAGGAGUUAUAAGGUAUCUUAAGGAAGUUGAAGAAUUAAGUAUCAGGGGAUGUAAUGAAAUAAAAUACUUGUGGGAAUCAGAAACAGAGGCAAGUAAGCUUCUUGUGAGAUUAAAGGAAUUGAGAUUAGAGUAUUGUUCAGGUUUGGUAAGUUUAGAAGAGGAAGAGGAGGAUGACAAUUUUGGGAGCAGCACCCUGUUAUCUCUUAGAACUUUGUCUGUAAGUUCUUGUAGUAGCAUAAAGCGUUUAUGCUGUCCAAAUAGCAUUGAGAGUUUGAGUAUUCUUCGUUGUUCAGAUAUUAAAGAUGUCUACCACCCAAAAGAAGGAGGGAAUAAGCUCAAAUCACUUCGUAUAAGCAAUUGUGAUAAACUUGAGGGAAAAUUCAACAACACAAGCAUGCCAAUGCUUGAAACCCUAAAUAUUUAUAAAUGGGAAAAUCUAAGAUCAAUCAGUGAAUUGAGUAACUCCACUCACCUCACCAGCCUGGAUAUAGAAGGAUGCCCACAUAUCGUGUCCCUUCCAGAGCUUCAGCUAUCAAACCUCACCCGUUUGUCAAUUUCUGAAUGUGACAGUCUGGAGUCAUUACCUGAGCUAUUGAAUCUCACCAGUUUGUCAGUUAGUGAUUGUGACAGUCUGGAGUCAUUACCUGAGCUAUUGAAUCUCACCUUUUUGUCAAUUCUAUAUUAUAUUGUUCCCGUUGUUUGUAACUGCUAUUUGGGCUAA